CCGAGCCAGAUGAAGAAAACCAGCAAGAGGAAAUCCAUAACAAGGCGAUUGACGGGUUGAUCGAGGAGAUGGACGGUGUUCCACGACCGCUGGUGAUCCUCGCAUCUCUCGCUCAGGCGACUCCGCCUCUGCAAUUACUCGAUUGGUAUCGUGCUGAGGGUACGCAAAUAGUCAAGAAAGGACGAAGAGGGCGAGAUAUGGAUUUCGACCACUCGACACGCCUAUCGAUCAAUUGUCUCACCAUGCAACAACACCCUCACGCGUUGGAAAUCCUGCGGCUUAUUGCAAUCCUUCCGGAUGGGGCCGAGAAAGCCCGGUUGGAGGAGAUGUUUCCAACCAUGACUCGGCAGCGUGAGCUCGGCGAAGCGACUCGUACGCUUCUGCAGCUCGCGCUUGUGGAAGACUAUUUUGGCUACCUAAAGGUCCUUGCCCCAAUACGCAAUUUUAUGCAGCAUCGAUAUCCGCCUGCGCAAGCCGCACACUGGCAAGAACUAGAACAGUACUAUGAACGUCUGGCCCAAAGCGGGGUGCACGUCGGAAAAAGCCGGGGUGCCGAGUGUAUGAAGCGCCCUACCAAAGAAUUCCGCAACGUCGUCACUGUCAUGCGGCAUGCGUUGACAACAUCUACUCCGCCAGCACCAUUGAUCGAAGCUAUUGUUGAGUCCGCCCGAUUUGCCUGGGUGGCGAAAGAGGAUAAUUAAGUCGUUCAAUUGCUGUCCGAGGCACUCAAGAAGGCCGAUGGGACCGCUGGGCUUUCUCAGCUGAAAGCCCCGUUCCUCUUAGCUAUCGGUACACUGCAAACGGAACAGAGGGAAUAUGCUUCAGCCAACACUUCCAUCAAUGACGCCAUAGAAUUGUUCAAUGAGCAAAAAGAGGACGUUUAUGUCACCGACUGUCACCUCGCCCUUGUAGACAACUACUAUGCUCAAGAGCUUUGGACAGACGCCAGUAUCCACAUCAGGCCUGUGGAGACCAAGAUGCUUUUCGAAGGGGAUAAAGAUUUCCUAGGCAAGGCCCAAUAUCUGCACAGGUUAGGCCGCAUACUUCGUCAGCAAGGGGAUGUGCAGACCGCACGGAAAACCUUGGACCAGGCGAGCGAGAUGUACGAGACGCUGAGUACGAGCUGGAUGUCGCAGAGGUGGCAAGGGACGUCUCAUGCAUACUCUCGGGUGAAGGGAAGACGUUGGAAGCCAUGAAGAUGCUUGGGAAAUCAAGGGCGUCUUAUGAACAAGUGGGGUUCGAGAAAAUGGUCUACGCAUGUGAGAAAGAGAUCCAGAAGCUUCAGUCAGGGCCCGUUGUUGAUGGCAUUGUAUAAACCUACGGCACACGUUAAAUUAGCCCUAGAACUAUCAGUGUAUUCUUAUGGUAUUUAUCUG
Molecule: messenger RNA, 1376 nt
Organism: Dacryopinax primogenitus
Lineage: Eukaryota; Fungi; Basidiomycota; Dacrymycetes; Dacrymycetales; Dacrymycetaceae
Exons: 1
Coding region: 69-701 (210 amino acids)
Source: RefSeq, a predicted model, not a curated record